GCGAGAGAAGGAGAAGGAGAAGGAGAAAGAGCCAGGAUGCGAUUGCCGUAUCGUAAUAAAAAGGUCACCCUGUGGGUGCUCUUUGGCAUCAUUGUCAUCACGAUGUUCCUAUUCAAAUUCACCGAACUGCGCCCCACCUGCCUCUUCCGCGUGGAUGCCACCACCAAUGAGCUGUCCUCCCAAAUGGUUCGCGUUGAGAAAUACGUCACGGACGACAAUCAACGCGUUUAUUCAUAUAACCGGGAGAUGCCUUUAAUAUUCAUUGGCGGCGUGCCCAGAUCUGGCACGACGCUGAUGCGCGCCAUGCUCGAUGCCCAUCCUGAUGUGCGCUGCGGGCAGGAAACCCGCGUCAUUCCACGCAUCCUGCAAUUGCGCUCGCACUGGCUAAAGUCCGAGAAGGAGUCGCUGCGGCUGCAGGAGGCCGGCAUCACCAAAGAGGUCAUGAACAGUGCCAUAGCGCAAUUCUGUCUGGAAAUCAUUGCUAAGCAUGGAGAGCCGGCGCCCCGUUUAUGUAACAAGGAUCCGCUGACGCUCAAAAUGGGCUCCUAUGUCAUCGAGCUCUUUCCGAACGCGAAAUUCCUGUUCAUGGUGCGCGACGGCAGGGCGACAGUUCAUUCGAUUAUAUCGCGCAAGGUGACAAUCACCGGCUUCGAUUUGAGCAGCUACCGCCAGUGCAUGCAGAAAUGGAAUCACGCCAUCGAGGUGAUGCACGAACAGUGCCGGGAUAUCGGCAAGGACCGCUGCAUGAUGGUUUACUAUGAACAGCUGGUGCUGCACCCGGAGGAGUGGAUGCGCAAGAUAUUGCAAUUCCUGGAUGUGCCAUGGAACGAUGCGGUGCUGCACCACGAAGAGUUCAUCAAUAAGCCCAAUGGGGUGCCAUUAUCCAAAGUGGAGCGUUCAUCGGAUCAGGUUAUCAAGCCGGUGAAUCUGGAGGCGUUGUCCAAAUGGGUUGGCCAGAUACCGGGCGAUGUGGUACGGGACAUGGCCGAUAUAGCGCCCAUGCUGUCCGUGCUCGGCUAUGAUCCGUAUGCGAAUCCGCCGGACUAUGGUAAGCCAGAUGCAUGGGUGCAGGACAACACGUCGAAGGUAAAGGCCAAUCGAAGACUGUGGGAAAAUAAGGCAAAGCAAGUGCUCCAAAUGAAUCCGAGGUCGAGUGAGGAUACGGAUAACGACAACAACCCCAUCAAUAUAAUUAAUACUAGUAACAAAAAUAACAACAACAUCAACAAUAAUAACAAUAAUAAUGAUGAUAAUAAUGAAAUGAACGAUAAUAAUCUGUACAAUAUCAAUAAAAUUAUACCAGUAGAGGAACACGAACAAGAACGGCAACAACAGAAUAAUCAUCAACUGCAGAGACACCAGCAGGAGAAACAGCAACAUCAUCGGCAGCAGCAGCAGCAGCAGCAGCAGCAGAAGCAUCAGCAUCAAGAAAAGGAAUUCAUUCGGGAAGAGGAACAGGAACAGGAACAGGAAGAAGAGCAACAAUUGUUGCAUCAAAAGCCAAAGGAUGUCAUUACGAUAAAGCAGCUGCCAUUACAGUUCAGUGGCAAUAGCAACAACAACAACCACAACCAGAAUGGCCCACUGGCGGAUACAUGAUAUCCGCAUAUACCCAUAAGACUGCCACGUGGCAAGCACUGAGAGAACGCGUAAAACUUUGAUAAUGAGUAUGAAAACAAUGAAAGAUGCUUAUGUAGAUGUAGAUGAUGAUGAUGAAGAUGUACGCACCAGACACCCCAACAGACACACACACACACACAUGCACACUAAUUUUAAAUUGUAUUAGCUGUAAUGCAUAUAAAACCACGUACAUAUAUGUAUGUUGAUGUAUGUACAUGUAAGAAUGCUUUUUAAUGUUACCAAAAAUGAAUGAAACACACAACAAACAGACAACAUUUUAGCCCCCCCAGUAGGGUGCGUUUCAUGACAAUGAGCAAGCGAAUACAAUAGCAUAGACAUUGGAAUAGAUUGUACCAUAAACAUGUAAUAACACAGGCUUUAAUCUGUUCCAUUAUUCGCUUUUGCAGCAUCUCUUACGAGAAUACCAUUCCCAAAACUAUUAAUUAAUUGUCUUUGAAAGGGUGAUAUUAUGAUUUAGUUUCACUUUAACGAUUACAGACCAGGUUUAAACUUACUUAAUUUAAAGCAAAGACUCCAUUGGACAACAGACUUAAUAUUUAUGUAUAAACAAAUACCACUUGGAAGGAGACUCGUGGCCACUCUUGUGUCAUGAAACGCACUGUCUGUGUACUAUAUCUAAUCCGGCAUACAUAAAUGUAUAAGUAUGUGUAUGUACAAUCUAUAAGUUGCAAAAGACCACCUAAAGAAGUGCAACAAACGCUGGACAUUCACCGAACUCCACUGUUAUAAAUAUGACAAGAAAUCUUUCAAUUUAGUUUAGU
Molecule: messenger RNA, 2402 nt
Organism: Drosophila guanche
Lineage: Eukaryota; Metazoa; Arthropoda; Insecta; Diptera; Drosophilidae
Gene: Tpst
Product: protein-tyrosine sulfotransferase
Exons: 7
Coding region: 37-1599 (520 amino acids)
Biological process (GO): peptidyl-tyrosine sulfation
Cellular component (GO): Golgi apparatus
Molecular function (GO): protein-tyrosine sulfotransferase activity
Source: RefSeq, a predicted model, not a curated record